AUGGCGAAAAUAAUAGUAGCGAGUAAAAUAGUAAGUCAUCAGUACAUUAUUAUAGUAGAUUAAAUGUAGUAUUUAAUAUUUAAUAUAUGAUAGUAUUAAAAUUGGUAAAGAAUAUGUAAAGAUAUAUUAUAGUAUUAAAUUUUAUUAUGUUCUAUAAAAUAUCAAAAGUACAAUUUCCCGCCAUUUUCAAUAAGAUGUCCUAUUAUCUUUAUAUAGAUAUUAUAUUCUUGACCUUACUGGACUAGUUUAAAAUUUUUUUUUAUAUAAUUGAUAUUGUAUAUAAAGGAAAGGUAGAAGAAAAAUCGAUUUAUUCUAGAUCAAUUAAAGCAGGUAAAUUGUUUAGUUAUCCAUACUUCAUAUUCAGUAAGUAUAUUGUAGCUAAUUUAUUUUUACUAAAUAUUUAAUGAAAGUUACAAUUUACUAUAUUUUGUAUAAUUAAUUAUAUAUAUAGAUAUUUCAAAUAAUUUGAAUAAAAUUUUAGCUAUGAAAAAAAAUUUUAGGUUAGAUUUAGGUUAUGUCUUUUUACAUGAGAAAUACGUUAAAAUAUCUGUUUGUUCGAAGACGCUUAUAAUGUCUACAAAGAUAAAAAUUCAGUUUGUAUAAAUCUAUAAAUGGCAAUAGUAAUAGAAUCUAGAAGGAGAAAGCUCAAUAUAAUAUACAAUACAAUAUAUUGUUUAAAAAUUUUUUUUUAAUAUAAUUAUAAACAGAGUUUACUUUUCAGAUUUCAUCGAAUGAAAAUAUGGCAGUUAACUUAGCUGAUUACAUCGUAUGGAUGGACACAGAAGUAAAUAUUUCAUAUUUUUCCUUAAAUUAUGACGGUGGCGUUCUGAUGAAUGAAAUAUUUGAAGUAAAUCAUAUUUAUAAAAAUUUGUUUAUAUAUUUGAUUAUUUUGAUUAUAUUUGACUAUUAAGUUGAUCAAAACGACAAUUAUAUACAUAUAAUCAUCAUAGCAUGACAUACGAUCUGUGAUCUUCAUUCAUUUGUUCUAAUAUAUUGAUGGGAUAAUACGUUCCUGACAUAUUAUAUCAACAUUGAUAAUUAAAAAACUGAAUAAUAAUUUUUCAAUAUGUAUUUCAUUUUUUUAAUUGUUAAUGAUAAUGUUGCUAGAUGCCACUAGCAAAAUAAGCUCAGAAAUCGCAAAUCAGAAUAAAUGUGGUAGCAGUCAAAAAUGUUAAAUUUUUUUUAGUUAUCUGGACUUGACAUAGAAAAGGACACAAUUUUGGAAAUUGCUUGCUUGAUAACUGAUCAAAAUUUGAACGUAGUGAGUGAAGAGUUUAAUCUUGUAAUUAAUCAACCAGAUGUGAUUUUAGAAAAUAUGAAUAAAUGGUGUAUCAAUCAUCACGCAAAGACAGGCCUGACAAUAGAAUCUAGACGUAGUGAAAUUAAUUUAAAAGAUGCAGAGCAAAUGUUACUUGAUUUUUUGAAAAAAUACAUUCCCUAUCAAACUUGCCCUCUAGCUGGCAAUACAAUUUACAUGGAUCGUUUAUUUUUACUUAAACUUAUGCCAUUAGUCAAUGAUCAUUUACAUUAUAGAAUUAUCGAUGUUAGUGCAAUUAAAGAACUAGUCAGGAGAUGGCAUCCAACAAUUUAUAAAAAUACACCAAGAAAGAAUUGUGAGCACAGAGCACUAUCUGAUGUCAAAGAAAGUAUAAAUGAACUAAAAUACUACAAAAAUAAUCUAUUUAUACCAUCUGUAUAGCAGAGCACUUAUUUUCUGAAGAAAUUAUCUGUUAUUUUUUUGGAAAAAUCUAGAAGUAAAACUAAAAAACUGUAGAAUAAGCUCUAUGUAAAUAUGCUCACGAAUGGAAUCAUCUUGUAAAUUGUAUAUUUAUUGAUUAUAAAAUUGAUUAAUUAUUAUAAUAAAAUUGAUUAUGAUAUUUGAUUUUUGAAUAAAUUAUAAUAGAAACAUAAAAA
Heterotrigona itama is the source of this 1914-nucleotide messenger RNA. The record is from the annotation of a GenBank genome assembly. NCBI's taxonomy places the organism in Eukaryota, Metazoa, Arthropoda, Insecta, Hymenoptera, Apidae.